Molecule: messenger RNA, 723 nt
Organism: Penicillium verrucosum
Lineage: Eukaryota; Fungi; Ascomycota; Eurotiomycetes; Eurotiales; Aspergillaceae
Exons: 1
Coding region: 1-723 (240 amino acids)
Biological process (GO): transmembrane transport
Cellular component (GO): membrane
Molecular function (GO): transmembrane transporter activity
Source: RefSeq, a predicted model, not a curated record
AUGGUCGAUUCAGAGAAGGGCCAGUUCGCGUUCACUUUGACAUCAACGGCCCAAAAACCGCGUACCCCGGAGCCAGUGACAGAAGAGACCAAUGCACAGUCCGACAGUCUGAUGUUUGAUCGGGCUCCUCUUGAAGAUGGCCGAAGCAAUCUCAACCCAGAGCGGGGGGAUGAGUGGGCCGCCAUAGAGAAGCGGGUACGAUGGAAAGUCGAUCUCCGUCUCUGUAGCAUCGGCGGGCUCUUAUGCAGUCUCAAUUUGCUGGACUCAGGCAUUUUAUCCUCAGCCUCGGUAACGACUAUGCUCGAUGAUCUUGAUUUAAACCAGGGGAAUCGGUACUCCGUCUCCAUCUUUAUUUUCACAAUCGCCAGUGUGGUCUUCCAGCUGCCGUGCACAGUGGCAGUUCGAUUUAUCGGUCCACGCAUCUGGUUUGCCACAAUCACAUUCUCAUUUGGCCUGUUGACACUGUGCACUGCUUUCGUUCGCACCUGGCAGCAGAUGAUUGUCCUGCGUGUGCUGCUCGGUAUUUCCAUGUCCGGUAUCUACCCUGGUUUGACCUACCUGGUUAGCGCCUGGUACCCGCGACGAGAGCAACAACUCCGAUUUGCAUUCCUGCAGUCCGGGGAAGUUGUGAUUCUGGCGACUGGCAAUAUCGUCAAUUUCGGUCUCAAUCAUUUAAAUGGCGUGGCCGGGUUGGCGGGUUGGCGUUGGAUGUAUAUUGUCUAG